GUGCCCGCUGUGUCCUCCGGACACAGUGAAACACCGAUCCUCGGACGGGACCUCUGUACGAGGUCCCGAUCAUGUGAUCACUGAUUGGCCAAUCAGUGAUCACAUGCAAAGUAGUAAGUAAGAUGUCACUUCUGACAUCAUUGCUUACUACGUGUAGGGCGGGCGCGCGCCCCCUACCUGUUUUGAAGGCAGCCGUUUUAAAACGUGCUUUUGCCUACGAGCGCCGCCCUGCCACCGUUUAUAUGCGGUGGCUGGGCGGCAAGUGGUUA
Staurois parvus is the source of this 269-nucleotide messenger RNA. Lineage: Eukaryota; Metazoa; Chordata; Amphibia; Anura; Ranidae. The record is from the annotation of a GenBank genome assembly.